This is a messenger RNA of Linderina pennispora, 1163 nucleotides long. RefSeq lists its product as uncharacterized. The coding region runs from base 143 to 961 and encodes 272 amino acids. The record is from RefSeq and is a predicted model, not a curated record. Lineage: Eukaryota; Fungi; Kickxellomycota; Kickxellomycetes; Kickxellales; Kickxellaceae. The transcript has a single exon.
AAUAGCAGCGCCAGCGAUGGAGCAUCGCGACCGGUUCCUCCUGCGUCGUCGGUGCUGACACAUGCAGUUGGGAAGCUGUCGGCAUGGGUCAAGGUGCAUCUGGUGCCGGACUCUGACAUCACUGUGAUCGAGAGCGACUCUGAUGGUCGAUGAUGAAGGCACUGUGCGGGCGAGCACCGAGCUGGGACGGGCCCACGGACACCGGCGCACCCGGUCGGUGACACGGCCGCAGCUGUUUGUCGAGCAGUCGUCGAAGGUCGCCCGGCGCCUGGGGCUGUCGCCAAUGCCGCUUGCCAUGCAUGGUCACUUUGAUGCUCCUCCAGGUCUUGCAUAUUCUGGCUGCGUCCUCGCGCAGCAAUCUCCUGGCGCUGCAGCAGACGGUGGCAGACGAGGCCUUGAAGACUGCGCCGGGCUCGAGCUGGGUCUUUGCUAUCCCGCUUGUCGGCCUGGUUCUGCGGGCACUCUCGAUGGUCGUGCGGACUGCUGCCAGCAUGCUGACUGCCGAGGGGCUGUCGUAUUUCGGAUAUGUGCUGCUGCACCCGCACGCCAUGGUGGCCUGGGUUCUUUGGCCGUUCACAUCGCCGCGCAGGCGGACCCGUGGCAGGCGCGUUUCUUCGGCUGGGCCAUUCUGGACAUUGUCGGGUGGGCAGCCAUGGUUCUGAUUGUCUACGCACUAGUGGUGUGGAUCAAGCUGAUGGCGGGCACCCGCCUGGUGCAGUUUGCGUGGGUGCGGCACCGCGACUUUGAGCGCCGUACCAAGGAGAACAAGGGCACAAAGGCAGAUACGAAGAACCUCAAGCAGUUUGACGACUCGACAAAGAAGCUUGACAACGACGCGUUCUUUGAGGUUGGCAAGCUGAUCGGCAAGGAGAAGACCGAGGCUGAGUGGGAGAAGCAGAGACCGAAGUGGACUAUGGACAACAUUGAGCGGUACUCGCUGUUCAAGAGCCGCGUCCCGUAGAAAUAAAAUCGCUCCCCAUAUCUGUUGUUGGGGGAGGCCGUCUGACUGCGCUGUUUCCUGCAAAAAAUGUUUUUUCUUCUACAAGCUAGGAUUCUAGAACUACACUGUAAACUCAUACUACAUACACUAUGUCUCGAGGAGGAGGACGCGGCCGCGGCCGCGGCACACGGCGCGAAAUGAGCGCACUGCAGACUGAGUUGAU